GAUCGGGCCCAUGCCAGACCACGGAAAAUGGCGACUGUGAAAUAGAUGAGAGACGAAACUAAGAAAUUAUCCAAUGCGGCGAUUAUAUUGUGUUCUGUCUUCUACCACACGUUUUCGAGGUCAUGGCGACUGAAAUGGCGUGUCUUGCGGGGGUUGAUGUUGAGGAUCAAGACGGGCAUCCUGAGAUUAAUGUCCUUACACUCCUGCAAGACCCAAUGAGAAUGGCCCAAGAUCCAGUGUCUUGCACCAAUUCUUUUGAAAAAAACGCUCUCAAACAUAACAGUUCCCUCGAUGUGCUUUCAAACUCUGCGAUCUUGUCUCCGAUCGGCUUGGAGAAUGGACCUUCUUCACAACCCGCCACUGAGGCUCACGAACUUGAAAGCAUGUCCAACGAAAGAGAGGAGGAAAAGGACAUGACACAACUAAAAACGGUGCAAGAUAUCGACACUGCCGGAAUAUGGGGCUUUCAGACAGAGUCGCCCGAGAACUCUUUGGAUAAUGGAGACUUGAAGUGGGACCCACAUAAAGAGUUCAUGCACUUUCUGUGGGAUAGUCAAAGCAAUUCCCCCAGUGAGGAGUCUAAAGAUGCCCAAUUGACAGACCAACAAAGGAGAAGAAAACGGAAAAUGGACAUGGUUGUUAUGGUGGAUCCAUCCGAGGACUUCUAUUCCAAGGAGCUCUCUGAAGAGUCGUUUGAGCCGGAGAACCACCAAGACUCCAUCAUUAUCACGAAAGAGAAGAAAUCAGUGCCGUUACCAACCGAGAAACUCAAAAAGCAUCCCAAUGGAACCAUCAAGGUUAAGAAUUCUGCAAAACUUUCAACUCCACCAUUCGUUUGCAAAGAAUGCGGGCAGUCAUUUCGGAAAUCCGGGUCUCUCAUUGAACACAUGUCCACACACAAAGAAAAGAGUAGAAGACCUGAUGACAAAAAAGUACGGACAGACAAGAAGAGGGACAAAAGCAAAAGCGCUAAACUGUGCUGCCCUCAAUGCACAUUCGUAACAAACUGCCCAAACACUUUUGUUGAACACGCAAAAACACACAAGAAGGACAAGAAAAAGCUGAGAUGCGACAAAUGUAGCUUUAACACUUGGACUGAGAGUGAUCUUAAGAGGCAUAAGAUUAUGAAUCACACAGAUGUAACAUUAAGAAAAAAGACUCUAAAGGAGGAGCCCACUUCGUUCUCCUGUAAUAUUUGUUCCUAUAAAACGUUCAGCAAAACCAUUUUCGAGAAUCACAUCCUGAUUCGACACGACCUUUCAUACGAAGAGUAUGAAUUAGACCAGGGUGAAGAAGAAGCACCGCUGUCCAAGAAGCAGAACAGUUCGCCGGUUCAAGACGCAGAGUUUACAUCGAAACUUAUAUAUAAACACAUGACAUCAGAAAAAGCCGGCUCGCCCAAGGAGUCCAAUGAAAUAUCAGACUUGUUCAAAAAUAGCAACAAUAAACGAGUUAAGUCCCAACUGAUGCACUCCAAACUGGACCGAUCUAUUGACAUCCUCCUGUCCAAACAAAGAGAUGGAAAGAAGAGUGAGGAGGUCAUCGAGGAGGAGAAGAACAAUGGCAGGAUAUCUGGUCUGGAUUAUACAGAAAAGGAAACCGACCACUUGUCAAAAACGAAUACUGCGGAAGCUGGAGAUUCAAAAUCCGAGAAAAAGAACCACGGGAUAUUCCCCACUUCAAAUAACAGCGCCCCCAAAUUAAAUCACGAGUUGUCCGUUUUUAGAAAGUCACCUUCCAAGAGGAAGAUGUCCAAGCCGUAUCGCAACACUUCAAACCAAGCCACGCGCUUCAUCCUGCCUAAGCCCUCGACUAAGACGCUGAACCAUGUGGACGCGGAAAACGCCAACGUUUUCCACUUUGACGACGAAGAGUCGAACAGGAACAUCUUUGAAAAUGGCAUCAAGAAGAGCAAGCAAAAUAUCAUUUAUACUUUCAGUAGGAGGAUGUCAAUGAGAGGUGCCCUGCAAGCAUCCAAGAGGCUCUUUGAGAAGAUCAAGACGGAGAAGCAACAGCAGGGCAGCCUUGAUAUAAAAGAAGAGUGCAUCGAAUCCGAGGUUUUCCCUGAUACCUUUGAGCCACACACCAUACCGCUUGGAGAAUCGUUUGAAGACGACCCGCCAGACGCCGAGGUCGACCGCAAGAACUGUCCGUAUUGUCCUGCCGUUUUUGAAUCUGGCGUGGGAUUGUCCAAUCACAUCCGGGGGCAUCUUCAUCGAGUGGGAAUAAAUUACAACGCACGUCACGAGGUGUCUCCCGAGCAAGUGGCUUACCAGGACAGGAGGCCCAGGGUGCGACGGAAGAUGUCAAGAGCGAAGCAGCUACAAAGAGCGGCCCAAAUACAGUUGGGCAUUGACCCGCUACAGAGCAUCCACUCUUGUCCGUUGUGCGGGGACUCGUUUGAUAACAGGACAGGACAGGCCAACCACAUACGUGGCCACCUCAAGAAGCUCGGAAGGAGGUUCAUCUCCAAGAGCAAAUCACCAGUUGUCUUACUCCAGGAGCUGAUGCAGGACAAGAAAGAAUUCCAGAGGGCCGUCCAGCUUCUGGGAAGGAAGCGCAACCAUUAUCGCUACGACGGCUACUUCACGCCAACCGUUGCUAGCGUUAGCGCGGACGCUACACCAGCGACGCCCACGUUUACUGUGCCGGACUUGGAACCAGAUAAAAAAGAGGUACCAGCCAAGGAGGCGAAAGAUUCGCUGUCCGGCACCAACGCGUUGAUAGGGAUUUUAAAGAAGCGGAAGUGUCUGGAAGAGUCCAAACCCAAGGCCUCUGCUCAAAUGUCCAAAAAUCUCCAGCUAGUUCCCUCAAACACAGAACACUGCCCAGGGUCUAAACUCGCCUCUUCGAUGCCAAAUUCUGUUUGUGAGAAGGGCGAAUUCAACAGGAAGGUGUGCGUCCACUGCAACGCCACGUUUCACAGCGGAGUUAGCUUGUCCAACCAUCUGCGGGCAUACGCCAAGCGAAAAAGAAAUGCCUUACAAGAGGGUACAACCUUCGACUGCAAAAUCCGUAAGCAGCGCUCACGGCCGGGCUCAAAGAAGAAGACACCUGCCUUACCCCAAACUCCAGAGGAAAUGUACCGACUCACAUGCCGGUUCUGCGACCUUGUCUUCCAGGGUCCUCUGUCGGUCCAGGAGGACUGGAUCAAACACUUGCAAAGACAUAUUAUGAACACUAGUGUCCCCCACACUGGACUAGGCAUGGUAGACGUCAUGCCCUCGGACCCCCCCAGCCAAAAGACUGAGCAGGACAGCUCGUGGACUGCCUCCGACGCAGCCUUGUGAAGGCUUUUGCUUUUUUAGAACAUACUGAACUGUAGGUGGAUGUCGUUUCACUUUUGUUUUGUCAACAUACUGGCCAAAGUACACUAUCGCUCACACGGGUGGGAAAUACUGUACAAGGACACAGACAGUUAUUUUGGAUACUGUUACAUUAUUCUGUUAUGACAUGGUCCAUUUUUAAUGCAAUUCCUAACAGACUGUUUUUGUUUUAUGCAGUAGUAUCAUGUGGAGUCCAUUUUUUUAUGAAGACAACCUUUACCUCAGAUUCCUCAUAGCUUCAGUUCCCUCAGUGAGAGCACCUCUCCACUGUAACAACACUCACAUUUUCAUGGUAGAAAAUGUCCAAAACACACUCUGCUUUUAACCGUACUUCCUUUGAUAUUCAGCGUUUAUAAAGCGACACGACAAACAGAAACAAGUCUGCGUCCAAGAGAAGAGGUUUAUUUCAUCCAUCAGUUCAGUUCACAGUUGUAAUAGAGAAAAGGUUUUCAACAGAAGCGCAACAGGCUCUGUUGCACACAGAAGUUAAAAUCCGGUUUGGAAUUGAUACAGUCACAUACGUUCAAUCCUCUGUUUCAAAAACAAUAAAACAAUAUCCCAAUUGCAAGUAUUUAUUUGUAAAAGCAUGAAGACUGAAAGGGUUCCGUUUACAUGUUGUACAGUCCUGAACGUAGAGAUUUUACCUUCAGUGGUCAGUGGCAUCACGUUUGAGUGUUCUGUUUGUUUUUCUCUUCUGGAUCUGAGGGGGAAAAUGUGACUGUUGUUUUGCUCAUUGAAAGGGACUGCCGCCCUGGAAGGAAAAAAAAAAAGUUCAGCACUUAAAGCCAGUCGGGUUUUUUUUUUUAAGCAAGAUUUGAUAAAUCCUAAGUGCAAUUAAGUUUGAUAAAUUAUAGCAAGUUGACUCACAGGCUGUUUACAAGGACCCAUUCUUUCAAUUGUGAUUUGUAGGUAAUAAAACAAGUGGUUUGGUGUUGGAGGAAGAUGUUCUAUUGCAGAUUGUUCCCUUAGAAAAUAGCUCAUCUGGAGUUGUGUUGUUACAUUCUUAAGGUUUAAACACCACCAUUCACCACUCCUCUAACUGAACACGGAUGCAACCGGCUUCUGACACGCAAGAUAAGUCACUUGGACCUUAUUUCAACUCACUUUUGAUGCCACCAUUACAGGAAAUAUAACUAGAUAAAUUCAAAUGCUUUUUAUAUGUACUUCAAACGCACAACACUGGCUUUGUAUUUUGUCUUUUUUUUAUGAUCUAUAUAAUGUACAGUUAGUAAAGUUAAGUACCUUAAGAAAGACUUCUAGUUCUGGUUUCAACUGUUUCAACAUUGAAUCUGCUUUUUCAAGACAAGCCUGCCUCCGAUCCACUUCCGAGUCCUGCAACAUAUUCAUUCAUCAAGCACCGUCCUCCUUCUUUUUUCUUUAAAACUGGUGGUGAUAUUGACAAGAGCGUACCUGUGUGUUGAAGAGAUGUUCCUCCGAGGUGAUGUGCUUCUGCACCGAGGCGACGGACGUGGACACAAACACUCGACACGCGGCGCAGUGGAAUAUUUCAACCUUUGUCAUGUGGUCCUUCUCCUGAAGCGCUGACAAUGAGUGUCACGUUGAAUUUCUGGCUUGAAUAAAAGACAAACAUUUCUCUGGCUGGCUGUAAUGAUUUACUUUGAAUGGCUCUGGGGUCCACGUCUGGGCUGCACUUGGAGCACUUGUUCAGCAUGACUUCCUGU
Molecule: messenger RNA, 5008 nt
Organism: Synchiropus splendidus (mandarinfish)
Lineage: Eukaryota; Metazoa; Chordata; Actinopteri; Syngnathiformes; Callionymidae
Gene: znf644a
Product: zinc finger protein 644a
Exons: 6
Coding region: 123-3290 (1055 amino acids)
Biological process (GO): regulation of transcription by RNA polymerase II
Cellular component (GO): nucleus
Molecular function (GO): RNA polymerase II cis-regulatory region sequence-specific DNA binding; DNA-binding transcription factor activity, RNA polymerase II-specific
Source: RefSeq, a predicted model, not a curated record